Trematosphaeria pertusa is the source of this 1908-nucleotide messenger RNA. Its product is annotated as DNase I-like protein. Gene Ontology annotation, biological process: base-excision repair. Gene Ontology annotation, cellular component: nucleus. The transcript is spliced from 3 exons. The record is from RefSeq and is a predicted model, not a curated record. Lineage: Eukaryota; Fungi; Ascomycota; Dothideomycetes; Pleosporales; Trematosphaeriaceae. Gene Ontology annotation, molecular function: zinc ion binding; double-stranded DNA 3'-5' DNA exonuclease activity; DNA-(apurinic or apyrimidinic site) endonuclease activity. Bases 1 to 1908 code for a protein of 635 amino acids.
AUGCCCAGAAUCACCACCUGGAACGUGAACGGCAUCCGCAACCCGUUUGGCUACCAGCCAUGGCGCGAGAACCGCACGUUCAACGCCAUGUUCGACAUCCUGGAGGCCGAUGUCGUCGUCAUGCAGGAGCUGAAGAUCCAGCGCAAAGAUCUCACCGACGACAUGGUGCUGGUCCCGGGCUGGGACUGUUACUUCAGCCUGCCCAAGCACAAGAAGGGGUACUCGGGCGUCGGCAUAUACACGCGCCAGUCUGUAUGUGCGCCCAUCCGCGCCGAAGAAGGCCUCCUCGGAGUGCUCUGCCCGCCCGGCUCGUCGACGGCAUACCGAGAUCUCCCAGAGGACGCCCGCAUCGGCGGCUAUCCAACACCCCUACAGAUCGCCGACCUGGGCGUUGACCCCGCCUCGCUCGACGCGGAGGGCCGCUGCGUCGUCCUAGAGUUCCCAGCCUUUGUGCUCUUCGGCGUCUACAGCCCGGCCAACAGCAACGGCCAGAGAGACAACUUCCGCUACGGCUUCAUCACCGCCCUCGACACUCGCAUCCGGAAUCUCGCCGGCAUGGGCAAAAGGGUCGUCUUGACCGGGGAUCUGAACGUGUCCAGGGAAGAGAUCGACACGGCCAAGGCAGAGGAGAGCAUGCGGCAAGAGGGCAUGACACGGGAGGAGUACCUCAACGCCCCCAACCGGCGAGUCUUCAACCAACUCAUCGAGAACGGAAAGGUUCCCGGCGACCGCGAUGAAGGCAGAGAGCGGCCCGUUCUCUGGGAUAUCUGUCGCGAAUUCCAUCCGAUGCGCGAGGGCAUGUACACCCACUGGGAGCAGAAGAUCAAUGCGCGGCCCGGAAACUUCGGCUCGCGCAUUGAUUACGUGCUUUGCAGCAUUGAGAUGAAGACUUGGUUCGCCGAUUCGAACAUACAAGAAGGACUGAUGGGCUCGGAUCACUGUCCGGUAUACGCGGCGACAAAAGACGUGGUGGACUGCCGGGGGAAGCAGGUGCACAUUCUGGAUAUCAUGAACCCCCCCGGCAUGUUCAAGGACGGAUCGAGGGUGAGGGAGUUUAGUGCGACGAGAGAUCUUCUCUCGCUAUCAGGAAAGCUGCUGCCAGAGUUUGACAGGCGACGGAACAUCAAGGACAUGUUCAAGAAGAGGACAACUACGUCUCCCAAGGACUCGCAGUCCAUUCCCAAUGCGGCGCGAGGGGAUAUAUCGCAGCCUCUCACUUUGGCUGUAUCGCAGCCUCUCACUUUGGCUGUAUCGCAGCCUCUCAGUUUGGCUAUAUCGCAGCCUCUCACUUUGGCUGGUGGCGCGACUACACUUCCCGCUCACCCUGCCGCAUCGACCGGUCCCGGCAGCAAACGCACAACGACUCCGAGUCCUCUAAACUCGCCAGAAAAACGCCGCUCGUCAGGAGCACCAGCAGCAAAGUCAACCAAGAGAAGCAAGCUCAGCGUAGGCGCUUCUUCAAGCUCGCAGUCGCUCGCGAAGGGACAGCAGUCUCUCAAGGGCUUCUUCGCGCCCAAGCAGGCUAACACUAAUCCUGAGAGUAGUUCCCAAACGCCCGCGCGCAAACGCUCUGCAGACACCGGACCCGUCGAACCCUCCGCUGCCGAUGUCACCGACGCCCCACCCCAAGCACCCCCGCAACCAGCCACCGAGCCCUUCGUCGACCCGCAAGCCUCAAAGGAAUCAUGGGUGAAGCUCUUCUCCAAGAAGCCGCCCCCUCGCUGUGAAGGGCACGACGAGCCCUGUAUAAGCCUGAUAACAAAGAAACCCGGGGUCAACUGCGGUCGGCAGUUUUGGAUAUGUCCAAGACCCAUAGGACCGUCCGGGCAGAAGGAGACCGGCACGCAAUGGCGCUGCGGGACGUUUAUAUGGGCGAGCGACUGGAACGCACCGAGUUCGCGGACAUGA